Messenger RNA from Nerophis lumbriciformis (worm pipefish), 654 nucleotides. The record is from RefSeq and is a predicted model, not a curated record. NCBI's taxonomy places the organism in Eukaryota, Metazoa, Chordata, Actinopteri, Syngnathiformes, Syngnathidae.
AUGGGCAAUAAGAAGAAAGUCAUAGUAACAGGCUUCGAACCUUUUGGAGAACAUGCUGUGAACUCCAGCUGGGUAGCAGUACAGGAACUGGAACGACUGGGGCUGGGUGAGGCUGUAGAUCUUUUUGUUUGUGAGGUGCCUGUGGAGUACCAGGCAGUGCAGAAUCUACUUCCAUCUCUGUGGGAACAGCACCUACCACAGCUAGUAGUCCACGUUGGUGUGUCAGGCUUAGCAACCACAGUCACUCUGGAACAGUGUGGCCAUAAUAAGGGCUAUAAACGCCUGGACAAUUGCCGCUUCUGCCCAUCUUCCCAAUGUUGCAUGGAAGACGGGCCCGACUGCAUCAGCUCUCUUCUGGACAUGGACAAGGUCUGCGAAAGGGUUAACAAAUCUGAUAUAGGUGUCACUGUGUCAGUGUCCAAGGAUGCGGGAAGAUACCUGUGCGACUUCACUUACUACUCAUCACUGUUUCUGGGCCACGGCCGCUCCGCCUUCAUACAUGUGCCUCCACUGGGCAAACCUUACAGCAGCCAGCAACUGGGCCGAGCGCUUCGGGCUGUCGUCGAGGAGAUGCUGGCACUCCUGGACGGGGUUAACAAUGACGAGCCGAACUGCAAAGAUGCACCUCAGCAGCGGUACGAUCACCUCUGCUGA